AUGUUAGAGGGCAGGCUCAUAAUGAUUUUGUCUUUUUGUUGUUUAUCCCAGAUCCUCACAGAGCUGGGUGGCUUUGAGGUAAAGGAAUCUAAGUUCCGUCGGGAGAUGGAGAAACUGAGGAACCUGCAGUCCCGUGACCUGGCCCUGGAGGUGGACCGGGAUCGAGACCAGCUAAUACAGCAGACCAUGCGUCAGCUAAAUACGCACUUUGGCAGGCGCUGCACAACCACACCUAUGGCUGUGCACCGGGUGAAGGUCACCUUCAAAGAUGAGCCGGGCGAGGGCAGCGGCGUGGCGCGCAGCUUCUACACAGCCAUCGCCCUGGCCCUCCUCUCCAAUGAUAAGCUGCCCAAUCUGGACUGUGUUCAGAGUGUCAGCAAGGGCAUGCAGGCCAGCAAUCUAAUGCAGCGCUUGAGAAACAGAGACCGGGAAAGGGAGAGGAGGAGUGGAGGGCUUCGAGCGGGAUCUCGGAGAGAUCGUGACAGAGACUCAAGGAGGCAGCUGUCCAUAGACACGAGGCCUUUCAGGCCUUCAUCAGAGGGAAACCCCAGUGAUGAGCCCGACCCUUUGCCUGCACAUAGACAAGCCCUGGGUGAAAGGCUUUAUCCACGUGUUCAUGCAAUGCAACCGGCGUUUGCCAGUAAGAUCACAGGCAUGUUGCUGGAGCUGUCCCCUGCCCAGCUGCUGCUGCUGCUGGCUAGUGAGGAUUCCCUCAGAGCCAGGGUAGAGGAGGCCAUGGAGCUACUCAUUGCACAUGGAAGGGAAAAUGGUGCUGACAGCAUAUUGGACCUUGGACUUUUGGAGGCUCCAGAGAAAGCACAACAGCAGGAGAACCGUAAGCGACAUGGUUCAACCCGCAGUGUGGUUGACAUGGAGCUGGAUGACCCAGAUGACGGGGACGACAACGCUUCUCUGUUCUACCAGCCAGGCAAACGAGGCUUCUACUCCCCUCGGCCCGGCAAGAAUACAGAAGCCAGGCUGAACUGCUUCCGUAACAUUGGCAGAAUACUUGGGUUAUGUCUGCUUCAGAAUGAACUCUGUCCAAUCACGUUGAACAGACAUGUCAUCAAAGUGCUGCUUGGGAGGAAGGUGAACUGGCAUGACUUUGCAUUCUUUGACCCUGUCAUGUACGAGAGCCUGCGGCAGCUGAUCCGCCAUUCUCAGGCUGGUGAAGCAGAUGCAGUAUUUGCUGCCAUGGACCUGGCCUUCGCCAUUGACCUCUGCAAAGAAGAAGGGGCUGGACAGGUGGAGCUUCUGUCUGGUGGGGUCAACAUGCCAGUAACCCCCCUCAACGUGUACGAGUAUGUGAGGAAGUAUGCAGAGCACAGAAUGCUGGUGGUGGCUGAGCAGCCUCUCCAUGCAAUGAGGAAGGGUUUGCUGGAUGUACUUCCUAAGAACGCCCUGGAAGACCUGACGGCUGAGGACUUCAGGCUGCUUGUCAACGGCUGUGGAGAAGUCAACGUCCAGAUGCUCAUUAGCUUCACCUCUUUCAAUGAUGAAUCUGGGGAAAAUGCAGACAAACUACUGCAGUUUAAACGCUGGUUUUGGUCCAUAGUGGAGAAGAUGAGCAUGACUGAGAGGCAGGAUCUGGUGUACUUCUGGACCUCGAGCCCUUCUCUGCCAGCCAGCGAGGAGGGCUUCCAGCCGAUGCCCUCCAUCACCAUCCGGCCUCCAGACGACCAGCACCUCCCCACAGCCAAUACCUGCAUCUCACGUCUCUACGUGCCACUCUAUUCUUCAAAACAGAUACUCAAACAGAAACUCCUGCUAGCCAUUAAGACCAAGAAUUUUGGUUUUGUGUAGAGGUUCGACAUAAGAGUUUAAAAAAAGGAAAAAAAGAAAAACAUGUUUACUGUUGUGUAAUAUUUACCUAGCUCCAUUUUUGUAGAUUUUUUUUGUCUAUACAAUUUUAUGAAAUUCGACAUACUGUCGCUAUCUCCCCAGGCGGUAAUAUUUGUUUGUGUUGUGAACACAAACAGCUUGUUAUUUUUAUUUCAAUUUUUAUUGUUUUUUUUUCUUUUGUGUUAAUGAAGAAGAGGUAUACAGUCCAGAACAUUCCUGCAUUGGCACUGUAAAAUGUAAAGCCCACAGCCCUACUCUAUUGGCUUAAAACUUUGCUUCCCAGGAAUGUGGUUUGACAGGAAGCUGUCUGCCGAAACCCAGCCAAAGAUGACAGCAGUAGAAGUAUUUAAAAGAAGAAAAGACACACUGUGAUUAUAUGUUUUUUUUUUUUUUUUUUCUUCCCUAGAAAAGUACUAUCACUGACAGUUCACUGCUGCCUUUGUGGAAAGUCCUCUUUUUCUUGUACAGGGGGAGUAGGGAAUUUCAAAAUAAACUUGGAUGCAAA
Molecule: messenger RNA, 2347 nt
Organism: Micropterus dolomieu (smallmouth bass)
Lineage: Eukaryota; Metazoa; Chordata; Actinopteri; Centrarchiformes; Centrarchidae
Product: E3 ubiquitin-protein ligase UBR5-like
Exons: 12
Coding region: 1-1803 (600 amino acids)
Biological process (GO): DNA damage response; regulation of double-strand break repair; protein polyubiquitination
Cellular component (GO): nucleus
Molecular function (GO): RNA binding; ubiquitin-protein transferase activity
Source: RefSeq, a predicted model, not a curated record